This is a messenger RNA of Varroa destructor (honeybee mite), 4632 nucleotides long. It is a transcript of the gene Rab5, whose product is annotated as RAS oncogene family member Rab5. Gene Ontology annotation, molecular function: GTPase activity; GTP binding. The record is from RefSeq and is a predicted model, not a curated record. NCBI's taxonomy places the organism in Eukaryota, Metazoa, Arthropoda, Arachnida, Mesostigmata, Varroidae.
ACGACAGAACUGCAGUUGUUCACCUGAAGCCAACAGCAGUACUUGCAACCGCAGCACACAGGACUGCUGGUUGACUGGCUGAAGCAGCGGCAGGCACACGGCAACCGCUCGAAACUGCGUAACGACGACGGCAACGCAACAACUUCGCUAGUUACUGCUGCUGUUGAGACAACUGUCGUGUCGCUAAUGUAGAGAUAAAUGGAGAUUGGCCGAUUAAUCGCAGUAGUGAUAGUUGCUGUUGCUGUUGACUAAUGCCGUGCUUCGGUUCGUACAGCCCCAGUUUGCAGUAAUGACAUGGUGCGUACGCCAAUGAUGCAACCGCUUAAGCCGCAAUUCAAAGAAUACUAGGAUACAUUGAGGAUAUUCUCCACGACCCAAUGGACAAAACUGGCAGCAGGAGCGGCGGCGGCACCACCAUCAGCAGCCAUCAAUGUCGGCGCUUAGAAUAGCAGUGAAGGUGGUGAAGUGUGUGCGGGAACGAGCAAUGCUGGGGGAGUUACCAACCAAUAAACAAAUAACCGUCACAGCCAGUUGUAGCUAAAGCUACUGUAUCUUUAUCAUUAUUGUCGUACAGGACUCUUAGCAGCGGCAGGUCAGCCAGCCAGCUAGCUGCUACGCAGGCAGGCAGGCAGCCAGACAGACAACAGGCCAUAGUUAUAUUGCAACGUUAUUAAAAUAGUGAUACAGCACAUACCGUCGCAGAGUGAAUAAGUGAAGUUGCUUGUUGUCGGUCAUAGUGUAACUGUCCGGUCAUUGCGUUCCGGUAGACAAAAUUGAUCCGAACUGUGACGACGACGACAUUCGGCGAUAGAAAGGGAGACCUAAAGAUAGAGACAUGGAGAUUCAUGUACUUAGCUUAAUAGCCAGUUAUAGUCAUAGUGGGAGUCAUCGUCGAAACGCACCAUAAAAACUUAGUUCUGCCGCUACCGCUGCCGUUAUUGUCCUUGUAUCGAGUGUGUGCCGAUAUGUCUAUACCUAGCAGAAUAGAUAGGUGAAGUUAGUUCGUGUGGUCAGGUCGACUAUUUGUGUACCUGUGGACCUGACUGUGGUGGUACGAGUGAUGGCGGAGAUGUUGUUGUUGCUGCUGCAGAUGUUGUCGUCGUCGUCGUCGUCGUCGCUGUCUGGGGGUGUGCGUACAUAGUUCUGGUACAUCGUGAACAGCGUGCACUGACCUCCUGUCCGAACUUGUGCUUUCUCGUGUAAUCGUAUCAUCGUUGCUGUUGUCAAACAACAAUCGUCGUUGUAGUAACCAAGUCUGAAGACGGUCGGCAAGUCAUCGCCGCAUGACAUUCGUCGUCCAUUAGCUUUGACGGCCAUGACGACGACAGUCGAUGAGAUUGCUCACUCGUCCCGGAGUGAAAAGCGUGGGGACCAGAAUCUCAAUAGAAGUGAACGAACGUCGCGGAUUUUUCUGUUAUCUCGUUGACAAGAAAUCUAUAGCUCCGACGUUUCCACACGAAGCGUUCUUGUUUUUCGAAGCAAACCGUAUUAUUGGAAAACGUCUCCAAACGUAGUAGGAGUAACAAACAGUGAAGGGCGAAAGUAAGAAACAACUGCCGUUGGAGUCGGACGGCUUGAGUGAGGUUGAGUCGUGUCUGCUUGUGUGAAUCGAGCUCUUAUCGUUAGACAUACGACUGUAAAUUCGGUUGUUGUUGGUUGGCGCCAUUCCGUCGUCACGCGCGCACACACACACACACACACACCCUUUCACACAAACAAACAAAAUGUCCUCUAAUAGGAAUGCACAGCCAGGAAGCGGGAACGGAACCACAGCCGGAAAGAUCUGUCAAUUUAAGCUCGUUCUUCUCGGCGAGAGCGCCGUUGGUAAAUCAUCGCUGGUGCUCCGUUUCGUUAAGGGGCAGUUCCACGAAUAUCAAGAGUCAACCAUUGGAGCCGCCUUCCUGACACAGACCGUCUGCCUGGAUGAUACCACGGUCAAGUUUGAAAUAUGGGACACGGCAGGCCAGGAAAGAUAUCACUCCCUUGCUCCUAUGUACUACCGAGGAGCGCAGGCUGCCAUUGUUGUUUAUGACCUGACGAACGCGGAUACGUUUUCACGAGCCAAGACCUGGGUCAAAGAGCUGCAACGACAGGCGUCGCCGAAUAUUGUAAUCGCGCUUGCCGGUAAUAAGGCUGAUCUAGCCAACAAACGAGCCGUUGAAACCGCCGAGGCUCAGGCUUACGCGGACGAGAAUCAGCUUCUCUUCAUGGAGACUUCAGCCAAGACUGCGUCUAACGUAAAUGAUAUUUUCCUGGCUAUCGCCAAAAAGCUGCCUAAGAAUGAGGCUGCAGGAGGAGCUGGGCGAAACCAAGGCAUUAACGUGGCACAAGGCGGAGAGAACACUUCGUCGGGUGGUUGCUGCAAAUAGAAUUUUUAACACGCACAUCCGCAAAAAGGCACUACACGUUGUCACAAAUACAAUACCACCCGAUACGCUGAUAUUAUAAUGAAGCAAGACAAAGCAACAACAAAUCACAACAAAAUGAUAACAACAACUAGGAAAAACAACAGGACGUCACGCCGCCCUAGUAACCUCUGUUUAUCGGCAUUCUUCUCUUUGACAAAACCAAACGGCCCUCUCACGCAUCGGAAUCCACUGAAAAGGGAUCUAGCGAUAACGAUUCCGUUUCUCUCACCGUGCCUAAAACAACGCGCCAGCGAUUAUAGUGGAUCGUUCGGUAUCCUGGUAGCUUCGGGAUUGUCACUCAGAAAGGUGCAGAUCACUGACCAUGCUAUUAAGACGAACAUCAAUCAGCAGCCCAAACAACUUUACCGAGCAGACGCAACCAUAUAGUCGGCACUGUCGGAUCGAACCGAAAUCAUCUUCCUUUUUAUUUCAUUCGUUUCAGUUAAUUUCAAUUAAUUUCAGCUGUGUGUCAGUUAGUUCGCCCGUUAUUGAUUUUUCAGAUUUCAAUGAAAUGUCCUGCAGGUGGUCAACCGCUGACCUAUUCCAGCUUGGUUAUUCGGGUGUGGCUAAAAUAUGCGUACACGUAGUACAAUGCAUACGUCAGUGGCCAGACGAAAUAAACAAGUUCACAAAGCUUUUGUAUGGCCUGGCGGUCAGAGGUUAGGGGUUACACACAAGAGAGACGAACACAAAAAACAAAGUGUAGAAAGUUGAUGGGUGGAUGACGUCCAGCGAUAGUAUAUAUCGUCAAGUACAAGUAUAAUUCAAUGGUGUAUUAUGAUUUAAGAUCGUGAUAGUCUUGACGGAAAAAAGAACAGGCACGAAGAGCCUAUACUGGUGCGAAAAACAAAUCGAAGAUACUAGAAACGUAUUCUCUUGUCAAUGUUCAGAGCACAACGUGACACGCUGGUAAAGACCGCUGGCAUACAUUUCUAAUAAUGAAAACAUUACUUUUUUCGUCAUUCUUCCUGAAAUAAAAGAACAGUUCCAUUACAACAACAAACUGAAAACAUGUACCACGAUUAUUACACGAAGCUCAGACAAACCGACGAGUUCAUCAGAAAUAUGUAACGGAGCUUGAAUAUAGAAUAAGUAAGCUCUAAUGGACGCCGGACGUCCUUGUGGAAUCGAUAAACUGCUGGUAGUGUGAGCGGUUUCAGGCUGCCCGCCUAUAAUUUGUAUUACUAGACAUAAUAUAGAUUGAACUGAGGCCGAAUGCUUCUAUUUCGGCUGAAUGUGAUUUUUACUACUGAUUUGUUGUCUUGUCUUCUGUCCUCGUGGUGCCCACAAGACGCCGUUGUUCCAACCAGAACUUCAUAGUGCUCACCAACGACAAUAAUGAUAACAACAGUUAAGGUAUAAAAUGAAAAUUUUAGUAUCGAGGGUCAUAAGAGCUAGCUAUUUUAGCCGUUUCAAUUAAAUUAUUUUCAUAUAUAAAUGGAAAAAACAGCUUUCGUUAUUUUGAGUAUAUAAUUAUGUUCACGCUCACGUUUUAUACGCAAUUAAGAAAUAAUAAGCUUCUCUAUUUAGGAAAUAUAUUUUUCUGGAACUACCUAUUUCUAUCAAGUUAUGACGUAAAUAAAGUCUAGAAAAAAUUUUGUUUAUUUUUGGGUCUUAUCUGAUUCAAGAAAUUAUAGACACCGAUAGAGGUGACGUAUCCUAAAAAAUCCUGUCAUGCUUAAAACGUUUUCGGUCUCCCCUAUUGAUAUUCGUAUGAUGGCAUUAGUAAGGGAAAGUUUUUCCAUAUUACGACUAGCUGGUAACCUAGUCAUGAAUGUAAAUUUUUUUAUUUUGACAGGCGUUUUUACGCGUCCCACCCAGGUGUCGCUUUUCACCUUAUAGAAUAUGUUCGGAUAAGAGCAUACCUUUUUCGCAGGUAUUUUGAAUUUAUUAGAUUUACUGAUAUCUUUUUAAUCAGUUGUAUAUACCUGUCCAAUCGCGCACAGAGCUCCGCGUUUUGGCGGCAUGGGCGGGAUAUUCAAAAGAUACCAUAUUUGAGCAAACCGACAAGAAGCUAAUAAACAAGUAAAUUCUCUUAUCGUGAAUAUAACAAUAAGUUCUACAUUGAACAGACACUUACAUACAUGACACAAAGAACCAUACUAUAAAAUUUAUACGAUUACUAGUGUUUAUGGCUAUGAUUACUAACACAGAGUUACUUUGCUUUAAAUAGAAGCAAUGAUAAUAGAAGUACGGAACCUUUAUAGAGGCAGUAGAUUCUUGG